Molecule: messenger RNA, 744 nt
Organism: Anopheles bellator
Lineage: Eukaryota; Metazoa; Arthropoda; Insecta; Diptera; Culicidae
Product: trypsin-1-like
Exons: 2
Coding region: 88-744 (218 amino acids)
Biological process (GO): proteolysis
Molecular function (GO): serine-type endopeptidase activity
Source: RefSeq, a predicted model, not a curated record
AUCAUCGGCGGACAGGAAGCGGUCCCGCACGAGCUCCCGUACCAGGUGUCCCUGCAGUGGAACUACGGUAAUGACUCCAUCCCACGGAUGCACUUCUGCGGCGGAGCGCUCCUGAACGACCGCUGGCUAGUGACGGCGGCCCACUGCAAUGCGACCUACAGUGCGGACGGGUUCAUAGAGGUCGUGGUCGGAGCACACAACAUCUCGGACUUGGCGGAGUCCCCGAGCCAACGGCGGAAGCUCGAGCGGCUGGUAGUGCACGAGGACUACUGCUGGGCGGUCUGUCCGAACGAUCUGGCCCUGAUCCGGGUGGAACCCCCGUUCGAGCUUGGGCCCCACGUCCGGCCGAUUAGAUUGCCCGGACGGAACGAGACGUUCUCCGGAAACGCCCUGGUCAGUGGGUGGGGUGCUACGGACCCGGCUCCCAUUAAUCCACAGUAUCCCGAUAAGCUGAGGAAAGCCGUGCUGCCGCUGGUGGACUUCGACACCUGCCGGCAGCUCUGGUACGACGUGAGCCAUCUGUCCCGCACGAACGUGUGCGCGGGGCUGGACGAUGGCUCAAGGUCCUCGUGCACGGCCGACUCCGGUGGACCGCUGGUGACGCUGGCAGGCGAUGGUGGCGAUGACCCCACGCUGAUCGGGCUCGUCUCGUGGGGCCCAUUCCCGUGCGGCUCUCCCUGGCGGCCCAACAUCUUCACCGGGGUGGCGUACUUCAUCGACUGGAUCGAGCAGCACAUGAACUGA